UAAAUCUUCGGGAAGUUUGGGAAAGUCUGGUGAGAUUGUUGUGAAGUGUUGACUUGAGACGAUAAACAGACUCUGGUCCUGGUUCUGGUCCUGGUUCUGGUCCUGGUUCUGAUCAUGGCUCUGGACUGGAUCGGGCUCAGUUACUCUGUUCUGGUGACAGCAGGAGGAAUCGUUGGUUAUGUGAAAGCAGGCAGCGCCGCCUCUCUGGCUGCAGGGCUCCUGUUCGGCCUGUUGGCCGCAGUCGGCGCUUAUCUGGCAUCUCAAGAUCCCAAGAAUGUCUGGCUCUCGCUAGGCACCUCAGGAUGCCUGGCCGUCGUGAUGGGACUGAGAUUCCUCAGCUCCUGGAAGUUCAUGCCGGCCGGUUUAAUGACCUUGGCCAGUGGACUGAUGAUGGCCAAGAUAAUAACUGGGAUGCUGAAGAGGCCGCACCAGUCCUGAAAAUACUUAAAUUCAUCUGUGAAUAUCUGGAACAUGAAAAAAAAAAAAAGGAUCUGACAUUCCCUUCUGUGUGAUUUUGUAUUAAAAUCUUCUGUUAAAACAAUAAA
Molecule: messenger RNA, 545 nt
Organism: Scophthalmus maximus (turbot)
Lineage: Eukaryota; Metazoa; Chordata; Actinopteri; Pleuronectiformes; Scophthalmidae
Product: transmembrane protein 14C
Exons: 4
Coding region: 115-438 (107 amino acids)
Biological process (GO): regulation of heme biosynthetic process
Cellular component (GO): mitochondrial membrane
Source: RefSeq, a predicted model, not a curated record